GUUCAAGACCGGCCAGUACAUUGAACGCACUCGUUUGCCAUUUUUGCGCACUCCACCGGCGUGAAGGAAGACAAAUAGUUGAACGAGCAUCGGCAGAUUUCGCGGUUUGUUUUGUGCGAGAUUUUUAGACGCGGUAACUGCUCUUGUGGCUAAUCAAUAAGCGUGAGACCGGCUACUGCAAGCAGAACGGCACUGCGGAAAAAGGCUUGGCGACUUGGCGUCCGUGGAAAGUCACCGACAACAAUUUUGACGAUUGAACGUGUUUUUCUAAGGUAGUUUCAUAGUAUUAACGGAAAUGAAGACGAAGAAAGACGGCUCGGCAUCUGAUGGAUCAGAAAGUUCAGAGGAGGAGUAUGUCGUGGAGAAAAUCAUCGACCGGAGAGUCAAAAAGGGAAAGGUUGAGUACUACCUUAAGUGGAAAGGAUUCAGUGAUAAAGACAACACAUGGGAACCUGUAGAGCAUUUGGAAUGUCCUGAUUUGAUUAAGGCAUUUGAAGAUGAACGCGAACGGAAGGAAAAGGAGGAGAAAGCGGAUCAGAAAUCCAAAUCCAAAACAAAUGCCGAAAAAUCCAAACCAGAUUCAUCUAAAACAAACAAAAAGAAAACAGACGAAAAAGAUAAAUCAGCGGCAAAACGCAGAAAACUGGAAGCCGAUAGCACAGAUAUCUCAGGAAAACGAAAAAGACGAGGAUCGAAAAGCGGCUCCGAUGACGAAUCAGACGAUGGCUCAGAAUCGGGUGGAAAAUCAGAAAAGGAAAAUGGAUUUGCACGCGGUCUAGAACCACAAAAGAUUCUCGGGGCAACAGACACACACGGCCAACUGCAAUUCCUAAUGCAAUGGAAGGGCACCGACCAAGCCGAAUUAGUGCCCGCCAAGGAAGCCAACGAAAAAUGUCCUCAGAUUGUGAUCGCGUUCUAUGAAGAACGAUUGGCUUGGUAUUCAGAUGAUGAAGCGGAAGCAUAGACAACUCGACCUUUUAUCCCAGAUUUUUUUUUAUUCGUUUCCUCCCUUUGUUGGGUACCGUUUUUAAGUUCCAUCCUCAACAAAACCGAUUCCGGUCACCACCCAUACGCCAUCCUUUCCUGCGGAGCGUGUUAUUAUUGUCGUUCGCAUUUUUUCUUAUAUAUAUGCAUAAAAUAUACGAUUUUCUGUUUUAUAUGAAUCUGUAGAGUGUAAAAACGAAAUGGAAGGAUUCCAUGAAUGCAUAAGAUUAAACAUAUGUAGAAAAAGUAUGACCAUUUUCAAUCUCUAGUUGUACGCAACACCCGGUUCUCGUUCUGUUUUGUGGCUUUCAAAAAAUGUAAAUACGAACAAAACGUUGGAAUUAUAACCGCAGCUCAUCAUACAUCGGACUCGAGCCACUGGAAAGCUCAGAAUCCAUUCUGAAUAGACUAAUUUCAGCGUUUUCCUUGCAACCGCCACAUAAUGUUUGUGAGGUAUUUGAUAGAUUGAUGGACCUAGAAUUUGUCUCGUUUUGUUUACGGUAUAAUUAGAACUUGGAAGUACUAAAACUCAAAAGUAUUUUCUGCAAACAAAUCUCUUUAUUGGGUAAAUUGGAUUUUGUUAUUUCACACAAAUUAUUUAAGGUUUUCUCUUUUUUUUGUAAAGAAUCUUAUAAAAUAAAUGUGACACGAAAAAUUUAAUGAAA
This is a messenger RNA of Hermetia illucens (black soldier fly), 1649 nucleotides long. RefSeq names its product chromobox protein homolog 3-like. The record is from RefSeq and is a predicted model, not a curated record. Gene Ontology annotation, biological process: chromatin organization; negative regulation of transcription by RNA polymerase II. Gene Ontology annotation, cellular component: nucleus; pericentric heterochromatin. The transcript is spliced from 4 exons. Bases 296 to 964 code for a protein of 222 amino acids. NCBI's taxonomy places the organism in Eukaryota, Metazoa, Arthropoda, Insecta, Diptera, Stratiomyidae. Gene Ontology annotation, molecular function: chromatin binding.